UGAGGAAGAUUUCUGAUGCCCAUCUCUCUCCCCUCUCACUGAGAAUUUCAACUUCAUCCCAGGCAGCUGCUGAAUCGUUAAAGAGCAUAGCGCUCUGGCUUUCUCUUUGCAAAAACUAUGCAUCUCUAUUGCGGACUGGUACCUCUUAAUGGCAGCCACAUGCUUGCCAAAUAAAUAAAUAAGUGGAGGAAGGAAACUCAGAAUAUUUAUUUAGCCUCUUAUUAUUUCCAGAAUAUAAAAAAGAAAGCCAGAAAGAAAAGGGAGGGGAGAUUUCCUUGCCCUUGUUCUUCUACGCCGUUCCCAUGCUAAGAUGCUCUGUGGAAGGGAGCCGGGCGGUGGGCAGCGGCUGUGAGUCCCCGAUAACGAGCGCCUCACAUUUCCGUGGCAUUCCCAUUUGCUAGUGCGCUGCUGUGGCCGCACGCCUGAUUGAUAUAUGCCUCCAAUGGCACUUUUCCAUUUGACAUUCUCUCUCUCUCUCUCCCUCUCUCUCUCUCCCUCUCCCUCUCCCGCUCUCUCUCUCCCUGUGUCGCUUAAACAACAGUCCUAACUUUUGUGUGUUGCAAAUAUAAAAGGCAAGCCAUGUGACAGAGGGACAGAAGAACAAAAGCAUUUGGAAGUAACAGGACCUCUUUCUAGCUCUCAGAAAAGUCUGAGAAGAAAGGAGCCCUCCUUUCUCCCAAGCUGUGCAGCAGGUACUCUGGUGAUGGAUUGCGAGAGCAAAGAAUAAGACACAACUCCGGCCUUCAAAGGACAAUGACAACCAGAAAGCUUCAGCCAGAUCCUGCCCUUUCCUUGAAAGGAUCUGGAGCCUAGGUUAAAGCAUCUCCAAUUUUUUGUCCUCUGCCUCCCUCUGCUGUUCUUCUGGAGAAGUUUUUCCUUACAACAAUGAGAAAUCAUGUACUAGCUGCAUCUUUUUCUAUGCUGUCCCUGCUGGCAAUAAUGGGAGAUACAGACAGCAAAACGGACAGCUCGUUCAUGGUGGACUCAGAUCCUCGACGCUGCAUGAGGCACCACUAUGUGGAUUCUAUCAGUCACCCAUUGUACAAGUGUAGCUCCAAGAUGGUGCUCCUGGCCAGGUGCGAGGGGCACUGCAGCCAGGCGUCGCGUUCUGAGCCCUUGGUGUCCUUCAGCACUGUUCUCAAGCAACCCUUCCGUUCCUCCUGUCACUGCUGCCGGCCACAGACCUCCAAGCUGAAGGCAUUGCGGCUGCGCUGCUCAGGGGGCAUGCGACUCACUGCCACCUACCGGUACAUCCUGUCCUGUCACUGCGAGGAAUGCAGCUCCUGAGGCUUGCUGCUGGAUGGGACCACUGCAGAGGCAGUCCAACCAGCCAGGAAGGACUGGCAAGAAAAGAGUUAAGGAAAACAAACACAAAGAGAUGCAGCGAUUCCCACAAGAUUCUGCAUAGUCUAGGCGUAAAGACUCCACAUGGUUCUUGACAGAGAGAGCUACUCUGGGAACUUGUUUUCAGUUCCCAUCUCCUUUCCCUGGUACAAUUUCUUUUGGUUCCUUCUCGGAUUCAGUUAUGUUUCCCUUUGGCUCUGAAUGCUGUUUUGGGUUUCCAGCCACUGUGCAGUAGUGGGAAAAUGUGGGCCCCCAUGCAAGAGUAUGUCAGGCUGUCACUGUUUGGUGCAUAUCAGGGAAGAAUUUGCUUUGGAAAGCAGGACAUCUCAAGUCUUUCUGGAAUAUCUUCUGCUUUUUUUUUUUUUAAUCUUGUUAUUUUGGUCUAAGGUUGCUAUUGCCGCUAUAGGUUACCGAUUUCAAAUUACAGAUGCAAAGCAUAUGGAUAUGUUUAGCCAGGUUUACUCAUAGACAGCAAAUUGACAUUAAAAUAACUAACAAAUGAUUCUCUUAGGUAAAGCUGGAACUCUUGAUAGUUGUAAUUAUUAUUCAGAAAUGACUUUUUGGGAAGCAAAGGUGACAUAAAGAAUUUGUCACCCGAAGGCUCUUGCAAAUAAAUUAUGGUAGACGUUUGUAAGGGAGCAGACUUUUAAAGACUUGCACAAAUACGGAUCCUGCACUGACUAUGGAAAAGGCAUAUACGUUCUAGUGGCAUGGAGAAUGCACCAUACUCCUGCAUGCAAAUUAGACAACCCAGUAUGAAUUUAUUUGUGGGUGUGCUAUAGCUUUAGCCAUGUCUUGGGCAUCAUUCUCUAACAUCCACUUGUCCAUGUGAAGCUUGUUGCCAAAAUGGCAGCCUGGCUCAUCUUCUGAACAUUUGAUUCAAAUAUAUUGUGGUCCUUGAAGCUCAAAUUUUGAGUUAUUUCCAUGUUUUAAAAUAAAAAGAAAGUAUCUUCAAA
Messenger RNA from Oryctolagus cuniculus (rabbit), 2300 nucleotides. RefSeq names its product norrin cystine knot growth factor NDP (gene NDP). Lineage: Eukaryota; Metazoa; Chordata; Mammalia; Lagomorpha; Leporidae. Gene Ontology annotation, biological process: positive regulation of DNA-templated transcription; Wnt signaling pathway; Norrin signaling pathway. Gene Ontology annotation, molecular function: frizzled binding; cytokine activity. The record is from RefSeq and is a predicted model, not a curated record.